GAGAAAACAAGCAUAGACCGCUUGUCUAAUUCUGGUCCCCAAAUAAAAGGCUGAGCACAUCCAUGAACCUGCACAGAAACGUCAAUCCUUCAUUUGCAUAAUUGUUAUCUGAAGACAAGUGAGAGACAGUGAUUCCAUGGUUACCUCCUCAGUACAAGACUGCCCGCCGGACUGACUGCCUGUGCCCGCCCGCAGGGCUGCAGGGCGCUUAACGAAGGUCGAAUGGUUUCCAGUACCCUCCUCGCGGGACAAAUCCCGCCGGCUCUCUCCACGGGACCGCGCGCAGAGGAGUCUCAAGCGAACUCUUUGACCCAGAGGCCACAGAGCCGCUUCCUCCGGCCUCCUCAGCGGCGGGGAGACGCUCUCGUCGUCGGCCUGGAGACAGCGGAGGCCCCUGGAAGGGCUGCAGUUGUUACUAGGUGACAGCGGGCUGCCGACGCUACCUUGGGGGGCUGAGACAGGUGCUCGGACGGGAUGCCCGCUUUGAUUGGCCAAGCGAUAGCACCGUUAGCCAAUAGAACCUCGGUCCGCUACGCACAUGCGCAGGGAUCCAACGCGCGUCGGUGGGCCGUGGUUCCUCUCGGCAGCUCCAAGAAGACACUCCAGAAAAAGAAUGCCAUCCCCUGUGGGUCCCUCACACCUGCCCCUCGGGGACCCUGAGGCCAGCCUCGAGGGGCCGGAAGGUGCGCGGCUGCGUUUCCGGGGAUUCUGCUAUGAGGAGGUGGCAGGGCCGCGGGAAGCACUGGCCCGGCUCCGAGAGCUGUGCCGGCAGUGGCUGCGGCCCGAGGCCUGCUCCAAGGAGGAGAUCCUGGAGCUGCUGGUGCUGGAGCAGUUCCUGGGCACGCUGCCACCUGAGAUCCAGGCCUGGGUUCGCAGGCAGCAGCCAGGCUGCCCCGAGGAGGCUGCUGCCCUGGUGGAGGGUCUGCAGCAGGACCCUGGGCAGCUGCUGGGCUGGAUCACAGCCCAUAUUCUGAAGCCAGAGGCGCUGUCUGCAGCCCGGAAGACAGAGGAAUCCUGUGGGAGCCCUCAGCCCUCAGUGAGGGAGGGUCCCUGUGGAGCAGCCCCAGGGGAGGGCCCACAGGACGCCAGGAUGGAAGGCUCUGCCCAGCUCAGUUGCAUUGUGAAGGAGGAGCUCGGUGUGGAUGGGCAGGAGAUGGCACCUCUCAGCCCCCUACUUCUGGCCCCAUCAUCCAAGCAUCAUCGGGAACACCAGGAAUCGGCCUCCACAUCUUUACAACCACCCAGGGAUCAGGAGCAAUGGGCCCUGCUGGACCCGUCACAGAAGGAGCUCUGCUGGGAUGCAAUGCUGCAGAAGUACGGCUCUGCAGUGUCCCUAGGGCUGCCGGACGGAGAACUGAACCCUGACCGGGAGCUGAGCCCACACCCCACUCACCAGGACCCGCCUGUGCCACGCAAGCCCUACACGUGUGCACAGUGCGGCUGUGGCUUUGACUGGAAGUCGGUCUUCGUGAUGCACAGGCGCUCGCACACGCGUGCCCAGGAGCCCGUUCCGUCGCCCUGCGCAUCCCGCAGCACCCCACGCCAUGCGCCAGGCCACACCUGCCAGGACUGUGGCCGCAGCUUCAGCUGGAAGUCACAGCUGGUUAUCCACCGCAAGGCCCACGCUGGCCAGCGGCGUCACGCCUGCGGAGACUGCGGCCGCGCCUUCGACUGGAAGUCACAGCUGGUCAUCCACUGCAAGGGCCACCGGCCUGAGGCACCGUGAGGAGGAGCCGCCCCUGGGAUGGAGGUCAGGCUCGCCGCUGAGCGUGAUUGCGCAACGCAGUGGCCGCGCAGGCCAUGCUCCCCACGCAGGGUGCAGUGCACGCUGACCGCACUCCCUGCUCCAGGACCUCUUGCUGGCAGUGGGGACGCGGGAACUGCCCUGUGCCCUCCCUGAAGCAGCAGGGCCUCCAGUCUGUGUGUGGAAGGGGGCAAGAGACCCAGGAAAGCACAGCUGGCAUCUGUUCUGAAUGUGGCCUUGUCUCCUGUCGUUUCCUGGUUCUUGGUGACCAGAGGAGAAUUUUCCUGGACAGCCUCACAAAUGUCAAGAGACCCUGCUCGCCGGGCAUGGUGGUGCACGCCUGUGAUCCCAGCACUCGGGAGGCUGAGGCAGGAGGAUCGUUGCAAGUUCGAGA
This is a messenger RNA of Chinchilla lanigera (long-tailed chinchilla), 2138 nucleotides long. It is a transcript of the gene Znf446, whose product is annotated as zinc finger protein 446. The record is from RefSeq and is a predicted model, not a curated record. NCBI's taxonomy places the organism in Eukaryota, Metazoa, Chordata, Mammalia, Rodentia, Chinchillidae. The coding region runs from base 539 to 1726 and encodes 395 amino acids. Gene Ontology annotation, biological process: negative regulation of transcription by RNA polymerase II. The transcript has 6 exons. Gene Ontology annotation, molecular function: DNA-binding transcription repressor activity, RNA polymerase II-specific.